AUGAAGCGGGAUUAUCCAACGAUCAAAGAGUACGCUGAUGCCCAAAACGAACUCGGCAGUUGUAUGCCUGAAUUUCGUUCAGCUGUUUCUAAAGCAGUUAAAUUCGGUGCGUCAGCAGGUGUGCCGUUUGGAAUUUACGUGGCUUACAGACAUCACGGGUGGAAAUUAAAACCCUUAGCUGGCAAAUCUGUUGCUGUUUGGUUUGCAACAACACUCACGUUUGGUGCUAUUGGAGUGAUGACAGGGACGUAUUGUUGUUUACGGGUCAAUAUGUAA
This is a messenger RNA of Haemonchus placei, 276 nucleotides long. The record is from the annotation of a GenBank genome assembly. Lineage: Eukaryota; Metazoa; Nematoda; Chromadorea; Rhabditida; Trichostrongylidae.